Molecule: messenger RNA, 17249 nt
Organism: Mobula hypostoma (lesser devil ray)
Lineage: Eukaryota; Metazoa; Chordata; Chondrichthyes; Myliobatiformes; Myliobatidae
Product: protocadherin Fat 3-like
Exons: 30
Coding region: 773-14575 (4600 amino acids)
Biological process (GO): adherens junction organization; cell morphogenesis; homophilic cell-cell adhesion
Cellular component (GO): adherens junction; plasma membrane; catenin complex
Molecular function (GO): calcium ion binding; cadherin binding
Source: RefSeq, a predicted model, not a curated record
GACUCGGGGCAGCUGGGCUGUCGAUGAGUGAAGAGCGGGGAGCCGCCAGUCGCCCCCCUGCGCUGCCGCCUGUUCGGCACCGGUUAAAUCCGGGUUCAGCAGCACCCUCCCUCGCUCUCCCCGCCCCCUUUGCAGUUCCUAAGCCGGUAAUGGGAAGGUUACUUGGCUGCAGCGAGAGUGCGGACUGAUGUUGGCAGAAGUUGUUUGCAGAGGUACCGAAGCGUGCGGCGUGUUUCCCUGAGCCGGGGCAACUCGGUGAAGUCGGCAGCUCCAGCCUCCUCUCGCAUCGCGCUCGCUGCCGGCGGUGGCUGUCAGGAAGCUUUACCCCGAGUUGGAGGAAGACAACUCUUCGCGAGCAGGAAUACGCAUCGAGCUGCGGCUUUUCACAACACAACAACAAAAAAAGAAUUUUCUUCUUAUCGCCCCUCCUCCCCUGCCCCAAGGAAACCUGAGAUUCACUUUCAACUGAAAAGCUGCCUAAAUGCAGUUUGUAACAAGUGGCUGCAAAUUCCAUCUGGUGACACAAGUUAACCACUGAAAUUUGAGUCCAAUGGGAAAUGGAUGUCACUGAUGAGGGCCGACAUUUACUGCCCAUCCAUAAUUGCUGUUGAGAUCAUGGUGAUGAGCCUACUUCAUGAACUGGUGCUGCUUGUCUGAUGAAAAUUGGUCAUACAACUGUGUGGCUUGUUGAAACGUUUUGGAGAACUCACAGGGAUCAUUUGUGAGGGUCCAGAGUUACCCAUAGAUCAAACUGGAAUGCAAGAAUGAUGGGAUGGAUGUAAUGAUGGACUGCAGGGCAGACUUGCCACUCUCCUUCCUCUGUCUCGUCCUUCUGCUGUUCCAGCUGUUUGACCCCAGUUGUCAGAGUCGCCAGUUUCAAGAACCAGCGUUGUCUGCAACGUUCCAGUUUACACAUUCCCUGUACAAUGCUACAAUUUACGAGAACUCUGCUGCAAGAACCUAUGCCAACAGUCAAGUUAAAAUGGGAAUAAGUGUGUCUGAUCCAUCAUGGGACGUUAAAUACAGGAUUAUUUCUGGAGAUGAAGACAGCUUUUUCAAAGCUGAAGAAUUUUUACUUGGCGAUUUCUGUUUCCUCAGGAUAAGGACUAAGGGGGGCAACUCUGCCAUAUUAAACAGGGAAGUUCAAAAUCACUAUUUGCUCAUCGUGAAAGGCACUAUCAGAGGGGAAGCCUUGGAAGCAUGGACAAAAGUGAAUGUUCAAGUCUUGGAUAUGAAUGAUUUGCGUCCUUUAUUUUCUCCAACAACAUAUUCUGUAACUAUUCCAGAAAAUACACCUCUGAGAACCAGUAUUGCACAAGUGACGGCAACAGAUGCAGAUAUUGGAUCAAAUGGAGAAUUUUAUUAUUAUUUUAAAGACAGAGUUGACACCUUUGCUGUUCACCCAACCAGCGGAGUGGUUUCUCUGAGUGGCAGAUUGAAUUACGACGAGACCAACCAAUAUGACUUGGAAGUUUUAGCAGUGGAUCGUGGAAUGAAGCUUUAUGGGAACAAUGGAGUAAGCAGUACCGCAAAACUAGUCAUUCGCAUUGAUAGAAUCAAUGAACAUGCACCAUCUCUAAGUGUGGUGACUCACAUUCCUUCCUUGAUGGAUAAUGAUCCUACCUAUGCAGUUGUUACUGCUGAUGACCUAGAUGAUGGAAUCAAUGGGGAAAUUGAAUCAAUAUCCAUCGUAGCAGGUGAUCCUUUAGAACACUUCCAACUCGUUAGAACUGGAUCAACAGGGACACAGUAUCGAAUAAAGGAAGCAAAACGAAUACCCUGGGGAGAUUUUCCAUAUGGUUAUAAUCUCACCCUACAAGCAAAAGAUAAAGGACUCCCUCAGAAAUUCUCUGCAGUGAAAAUAGUGCAUAUUAGAAAUCUGGUGGAAGAUGAACACCAAGUGACAUUUGAAGAAGAUCUCUAUGAAGUGGAGCUGAAUGAAUUUGCCCCUCCUGGAGCUGUGGUGGUUGUUGUUAAGCUGAAGCCAGAGCCACCAAAUGUUGAAUAUAAACUUAGUGUAACUGAAGACGCUCAUCAUUUCCACGUUAAUCCUCGGACUGGUCUCAUAACCACAGCACAGCACAUAAGCACCCUCGAAAGAGAACAUUUUGUGUUAGAAGUGGAGAGCAAUGCCAAUGAGAGCAAAGUGCGUGUUAUUGUAAAGAUCGAGGAUGCCAAUGAUCACACCCCGCAAUUUCAGCAGCAAUCAUAUGAGGCAUUUGUCAAUGAGAGCGCGCCCAUUGGCAGCAGUGUGCUUGUUGUUUCUGCCAUGGAUAAUGAUCAAGGAGAAAAUGGAUACGUAACGUACAGCAUUGGCAAUCUGAAUCCAUUACCUUUCACAAUAAACCAGUUCACUGGUAUCAUUAGCACAAUCAAACAAUUAGAUUUUGAGUCUUCAGCUCAUAGUUACAAGUUUGUGGUUCGUGCCUCAGAUUGGGGAUCACCUUAUCGACGUGAGAGUGAGGUAAAUGUGACUGUAUUUGUGCAAAACAUUAAUGACAAUAAACCCCUCUUUGAGAAAGUGGACUGCCGAGGAGUGAUUUCCCAUGAGUUCCCUGUUGGUGAACAAAUAACUGCAGUUUCAGCAAUUGACGUUGAUGAGCUGGAAUUGGUAAAAUACAUAAUCAUUUCUGGGAAUGAACUUGGAUUCUUUGACUUAAAUCCUGAUUCUGGCGUGCUCUUCUUAACAAAACCAUUGGAUAAUGCAAAUCUAAAAGAAGGGUUUUUUUCACUUCAGAUAACGGCUUCGGAUGGAGAGAACUUUGCUGAUCCAAUGUUCCUCAACAUUUCCUUGGUGCAUGGUAAAUUUGCUACAAAGGACUACAUCUGCAGGGAAACAGGAGCAGCUCAGAAAUUAACUGAGAAAUUACUCAAAAGGGCUAAAAUAAACAAGUCAACCAUGGAAGACGUAUUCCUCGACCUUUAUUCAAUUAAUAGGCAGUCCCCACAGUUCGAUAAAUCCUUUCCUUCAGAAAUAAAUGUUAAGGAAGAUCUUCCUGUUGGCAGUACGAUUGUUAAGAUCAUAGCUUCAGAUGCAGACAGUAGCUUCAAUGGAAAAGUUGUAUACACCAUUUCUGAUGGCAAUGUUGAUAGUUGUUUUAAUAUUGAAAUGGAAACUGGAUGGCUGACAGUUCUGAUGCCUUUAGAUCGGGAAUUAAGUAAUAAAUACAUUCUGAACAUCACUAUCUAUGACUUGGGUUCUCCUCCAAAGUGUGCUUGGAGACUCAUGACUGUCCAUGUCCAGGAUGCUAAUGACAACAAGCCUCAAUUUUUACAAGAGUAUUAUUCCAUUACCAUUCCAGAAGAUACACUAAUUGGUACAGAAGUAGUUCAGAUUGAGGCCACAGAUAAAGACCUGGGUCGUAAUAGUGAAAUAAUCUACACACUGUUAACAAGCACUCACCAGUUUGGUAUUAAUGCCUCAACUGGUAUUGUUUAUGUGACUGGGUUGCUUGACCGGGAAUUAAUUCCAAAUUGUACAUUGAAAAUAGAAGCCCGUGAUCAGGCUGAAAGUGGUCAUCAACUUUACUCUGUGGUGGCACUGGAGAUUACUUUUGGUGAUAUCAAUGACAAUGCUCCUCGUUUUGUUCCUUCAAGUUACUUUGUUAAGGUCCUUGAAGAUAUGCCUGUCAGUGCUGUGGUAAUGUGGUUGGAAGCUCAUGAUCCUGAUCUUGGCUUAGGUGGCCAGCUGCGUUAUUCUUUGGGAAAUGAUUACAAUGGGAAGUUUGAAAUUGACAGAGCCAGUGGAGCAGUGCGUCUGGCAAAAGAGCUUGAUUUUGAGAAACAGCAAUUCUACAACCUUACAAUUCGUGUUAAAGAUAAAGGCCGGCCGACAUCCUUAUCUUCAACGUCAUUUGUAGAGAUUGAGGUAGUUGAUGUGAAUGAAAAUCUUUAUGCGCCACGAUUUUCAGAGUUUGCCAAGAAGGCAUCUGUGAAGGAAAAUGCACCAAUUGGAACAAAAGUUGUGCAGGUGAUGGCCAAAGAUAAUGAUGAAGGAAGGGACGGAGAGGUACAAUACUCAAUCCGGGAUGGCAGUGGUCUUGGACGUUUCACUGUCAAUGAAGAUACAGGUUUAAUUAUUACGGCCGAUGUACUUGAUCGUGAAACAACUGCUUCCUACUGGCUUACUAUGUAUGCCACAGACCGUGGAGUAGUUCCAUUAUUUUCAUCUAUUGAAAUCUAUAUUGAAGUUGAAGAUGAAAAUGACAAUGCACCCAUAUCUUCUCAACCUAUUUACCACCCGUCAGUCAUGGAAAACUCUCCCAAGGACGUUCCCAUUGUUCAGAUCCAGGCCUAUGAUCCAGAUUCCAGUUCUAGUGAUAAAAUGACAUUUAAAAUUACCAGUGGGAACCCACAGAAUUUCUUCACCAUUAACUCUAAGACCGGUUUGAUCAUGACCACAACAAGGAAACUGGACCGUGAGCAGCAAGCUGAGCAUGUCCUUGAGGUGACAGUGACUGAUGGAAGCUCUUCUCCAAAACACUCGACUGUGUGGGUCAUGGUACACGUGUUGGAUGAGAAUGAUAAUAAACCCCUAUUUCCUCAGAAAGUCUAUCAAAUCAAACUUCCAGAACGGGACCGCAAGAAACGCAGUGAGCCAAUUUACAGAACUUUUGCAUUCGAUAAGGAUAAAGGCCCCAAUGCUGAAAUUUCCUACAGCCUCGUGGAUGGAAAUGAUGAUGGAAAGUUUUUUAUUGAUCCCAAAACUGGCAUGGUUUCCUCUAGGAAACAGUUUUCAGCUGGAAACUACGACAUCUUAACAAUUAAAGCAGUGGACAAUGGGAGACCACAGAAAUCUUCCACUGCACGCUUGCACAUCGAGUGGAUAAAGAAACCUGAACCAUCCUCCAUUCCCCUCAGUUUUGAUGAACCAGUUUACAAUUUCACAGUGAUGGAAAAUGACAGAGUGAAUGAUAUAGUGGGGGUGGUCACUGUUCAGCCAAGUAAUAUUCUGCUUUGGUUUGAUAUUGUCGGUGGGAAGCAAGCUCGAGAGAUGUUCUAUGUUUAUCAGACAGCUUGUGGCCAGAACUGUUCCAGAGAAGGUGGAAAUUAUGACAGUACAUUUGAAAUAGAGAAGGGUGUUGGCACUAUUGUAAUCGCCAAGCCACUGGAUACAGAGCACAGAGCAACUUAUAAUAUGACUGUGGAAGUCACAGAUGGAACUAACUCAGCUGUUACACAGGUGUUUAUAAGAAUACUUGACAACAAUGAUAAUGGUCCAGUGUUCUCUCAGCCAAGCUAUGAUGUGACCAUUUCGGAGGAUGUUGCCGUGGAUACUGAAAUUCUUCAUAUUAAAGCCACUGACAAGGAUGAGAAAAACAAGUUGACCUACUCAGUUCACAGCAGUAUAGAUCCUAUAAGCAUGCGUAAAUUUCAGCUUGACCAGAGCUCAGGCAGGCUGAGCAUAGCUGAAAAGCUGGAUCACGAGGCUCAGGCUCAGCAUAGUUUGACUGUAAUGGUCCGAGAUCAAGAAUUUCCUUACCGGCGUAACUUGGCACGAGUUAUAGUAAAUGUAGCCGAUGCCAAUGACCACACUCCAUACUUCACUAGUGCUGUGUAUGAAGGUUCAGUUUUCGAAUCCGCUGCUCUUGGUUCUGCAGUUCUGCAGGUUACAGCCCUGGACAAAGAUAAAGGUCAAAAUGCAGAACUAUUGUACAGUAUUGAAGCAGGCAACAAUGAGAAUACCUUUAAGAUUGAACCAGUUUUGGGGAUUAUCAGUGUUUCAAAAGAACUUGAUCUCACCCACCUUGGCCACUAUGUUCUGAAUGUUAAAGCAAUUGAUCAGGGAGUACCACCCCUUUUUACAACUGCAAUUGUACGUAUCACUGUGAGUUUCUCAGACAAUGCUCAACCCCAGUUCCAUCAGAAAGAAUACAUGGUUGAAGUAAAUGAAAAUGCCAGUGUUGGUACCUCAGUGAUUACGAUCACAGCAGUGAGUCAAUCAACAGUAGUUUACGAAAUAAAAACUGGAAAUUUGGAGAGCAAUUUCGCAAUAAACCCUUAUUCAGGUGUCAUUAGUGUUCAGAAAGAGCUUGAUUAUGAACAUGUUCCUUCAUAUCAGCUGAUUGUGCAAGCAACCAACAUGGCAGGAAUGUCCUCAAAUGUAACAGCCAGCAUUCAUGUUGUCGAUCAAAACGACAAUCCUCCAAUCUUCCUUCAUUCGCAAUACUCAGGUAGCAUUAGUGAGGCUGCUCCUCCCAAAAGUCCUGUUUUAAUUUCAGUGAACAAUCCUCUUGUUAUAAAGGCUACUGAUGCUGAUUGCAAUCAGAAUGCAUUGCUUGUCUAUCAGAUUGUUGAAUCCACAGCAAAAACAUACUUUUCAGUUGAUUCCAGCACAGGGGCAAUCAGAACCAUUGCAAACCUUGACCAUGAAACAAUUCCGAUUUUCCAUUUCCAAGUGCAUGUCAGAGACAGUGGAAGUCCGCAGCUCACCGCUGACUCUCCAGUUGAUGUUACCAUUCAUGUGACCGAUGUCAAUGACUCUCCCCCGGAGUUUAGCCAGGACGUUUAUGAAUCUGUUCUCCUCCUGCCAACCUAUAGUGGUGUUGAGGUUCUCAUGGUGUCAGCUACAGACCCUGACUUUGAAGUAAUAUCAGAAUUAACUUAUACACUGUUGGACGGUAAUGCAGAAAUUUGUUUUUCAAUUGACCCAAGAAGUGGAAUAAUCACUGUAAGGAAUCAAACGCUUACUGAAGAAGUCUAUCACCUUACUGUUCGUGUGUCUGACGGAAAAUUCAGCAGCACAGCAUUGGUAAAGAUAAAAGUGAAAUAUGCUAUUGACAGUGGUCUUCGGUUCACUCAAAGUUUCUAUUCAGCUUCUAUCUUGGAGAACAGCACAGAGACAAAGAAAGUAGCUGUGGUAAAUGCUGUGGGGAACCGACUUAAUGAGCCAUUGAAAUACAGAAUAUUGAAUCCUGGUGACAAGUUUACAAUUAAAUCUACUUCUGGGAUUGUGCAAACAAUGCCCGUGUCAUUUGACAGGGAAGAUCAAGAGUUGUACGAAUUAGUGGUGGAAGCAAGUCGUGAGGAUGAUCCCUGGUGUGUUGCACGAGUAGUCAUUAGAGUUCAGGUUGAAGAUAUUAAUGAUAAUCCACCAGUAUUUGUUGGUCUUCCUUAUUAUGCUGCAGUUCAAGUUGAUGCAGAGCCAGGAGCACGUAUAUAUCAUGUCAGUGCCGUGGAUUGUGACAAGGGCAAAAAUGGAGAGGUAACUUACUUCCUCAGAGAAGAAUAUGGUCAUUUUGAGAUUGACAGGUAUACUGGUGUUGUUAUAUUAAAGGAACCUUUUGAAUCCGAUUUAUCCAAUGUUGAAUACAACAUCAUGGUCAUUGCAACAGAUGGUGGUUCUCCUCCUCUCUCCACACAAGUAGAACUGUCCAUUACCGUGGUUAAUAAAGCAAUGCCUGUCUUUGCAAAGCCAUUUUAUGUAAGAACAGUAAAAGAAGACUUACAGCUACACACCCCUAUCCUCAGUGUCAAUGCAACUAGUCCUGAAGGUCAGAGCCUCAUAUAUACAAUUACUGAUGGAAAUCCUCUAAACCAGUUUAAUAUAAAUUUUUACACAGGAGUGAUUAGUGUCAUUCGUCCUCUUGAUUAUGAAACUAAGUCCAGCUAUAAAAUGACUGUUAAAGCAACAGAUUCUCUCACAGGCGCUCGAGCAGAAGUGACCGUGGAUAUAUCAGUAGAAGAUGUUAACGAUAACCCUCCAAUUUUUGAAAGAGCUGUAUAUGAAGCAACCCUUUCUGAAUCCUCAAUGGUUGGAACAUCUGUGCUGCAGGUUAUUGCUGCAGAUGUAGAUUCUGAAAACAGCAGGCCAGUACGCUACCAGAUCGUUCAAGACAAUUUAAACAGUACGGAUUACUUUCAUAUAGACAGCACAAGUGGGCUGAUUCUAACAUCUCGCAUGUUGGACUAUGAACUAAUUCAAGAAUAUAAUUUUAUAGCAAGAGCAACAGACAAUGGUAUCCCACCCAUGAGCAGUGACGUUUCUGUAACAGUUUACGUAACUGAUAUGAAUGACAACCCUCCAGUUUUCAACCAGCUUCUCUACGAGUCCUAUGUGAAUGAACUUGCCCCACGUGGUCAUUUUGUAACUUGUGUGCAGGCAUCUGAUGCCGACAGCUCUGACGCUGAUAGGUUAGAGUACAGCAUUCUGUCUGGCAAUGACCACAUGAAUUUUGUCAUGAACAACAAGAGAGGUAUCAUUACGCUCUCCAAUCAUCGGAAGCAAAGAAUGGAUCCUGUGUAUAACUUGAACGUCUCUGUGUCUGACGGCAUUUUUACCAGCACUGCUCAAGUGCACAUCAGGGUGCUUGGUGCCAAUUUAUACAGUCCAGUCUUUUCAAGCAAUCUUUAUGUGGUGGAAAUGAGAGAAAACUCUGCCAUUGGGAGUAAGGUCGCACAGGCAGUUGCCACUGAUGGUGAUUCUGGAGACUAUGGAGAUAUUAACUAUCGUAUAGUGAAUGACUUUGCGAAAGAUCGUUUCUCUAUUGAUUCUUCAGGGAUGAUUAUUAUAACAGAAAAGCUAAACAGAGAACUUCCUUUGGAGAGUAACAUGGAUAUCAUGGUAAUGGCUGUUGAUGGUGGUGGAAGAUCUGCCUUCUGCACAGUGAGGGUCAUACUGGUGGAUGACAAUGACAAUGCUCCUCAAUUCAUGGCCCUAGAAUACAGAACAAGUGUCAAGGCUGAUGUGGCUAAAGGGUCGUUAAUCACCCAAGUUGAGGCUUUUGAUCCAGAUGAAGGAGCAAAUGCUAAAAUCUUAUAUUCAUUAUACAGUGAAGAUUCGGACUACGUAACGAAUGCAAUAGACAUUGACCAGGAAACUGGCUGGAUUGUCACUAAGGGAAGUUUUGACCAUUUGAAGAAUACAAUACUCUCAUUUUUUGUCAAAGCCUCAGAUGGAGGUGUCCCUGCGAGGAAUGUUCUGGUUCCUGUAUACUUCCAUGUGCUUCCUCCUGAAACAACCCUCCCAGCCUUUCUGCAGCAUCAGUAUUCAUUCCUGCUGCCAGAAGAUGUCCCCAUAGGAAGCACAGUUGGCACAAUCCAGGUUUUGCCCCGUCAGACUGUUCUGUUCAAUACAAUUAACGGUGGAUUAUCAAAAAACAACCAAGAUGCAGUAUUUGUUAUAGAUUCACAUACUGGGGUGUUAAAAUUGGACAAGAAACUUGAUUACGAAAUAAAUCCAUUCUACGAGUUUUUGGUUACAGUCACUGUUCAUAAUGGAAGAACUGACAUCAUUUUGACAACAAUUGUCACAAUUGAAAUUGGGGAUUUGAAUGACAACAAGCCUGUUUUUCAGACUAAUCCCUAUGAGGCUAUUAUAAUGGAAGGAAUGCCUAUAGGAACCAAAGUGAUCCAAGUCCAAGCAGUUGAUGAAGAUUCGGGAACCAAUGGACAAGUUACAUACGGUAUUUUGCCAGCUACUCAACUGGAUCUCGAAGACAUUAUGAAUGUAUUUGCUAUCGACCCCAACAGUGGCUGGAUUAGGACACUUAAAGAUCUUGACCAUGAAAAGCAACCAGCCUACACUUUCACUGUGGUAGCUUUGGACCAUGGUGAGAAUGUACCUUUGUCCUCAACAGCAAUAGUUCAACUAACUGUCACAGAUAUAAAUGACAAUUCUCCAAAUUUUCUGAAUGAGAUAUACCGAGGAUCAGUGAGAGAGAGUGAUUCACCUGGUGAGGUUGUGGCAGUCCUCAGUACAAGAGAUGAUGACACAUCUGAAAUCAACCGUCAAGUUAGCUAUCAUAUUACAGGAGGAAAUCCUAAGGGGAAGUUUGCUCUUGGUUUGGUUCAGAAUGAGUGGAAGGUCUAUGUGAAAAGGCCAUUAGAUCGUGAGGAACAGGAUAUUUACUGGCUGAAUAUUACAGCCACUGAUGGACUCUUUGUAUCAAGAGCAGUGGUAGAAGUCAGAAUAUUGGACACCAAUGAUAACGACCCAGUGUGUAACCAGGUCACCUACACAGAGAAUAUAGUGGAAGAUAUUCCACCAAAUAACGUUAUUCUAAGGAUCGGUGCUCAUGAUGCUGACAUUGGUUCUAAUGCAGAAAUAAGGUAUUCUUUGCAUGGAGCUGGAUCAGAUAAAUUUUUCCUUGAACCAGAAAGUGGUGAACUCAAAACAUUAUCAGCUUUAGACCGUGAGGAAACUCAAGUAUAUAAUUUGAUUGCCAGAGCAUCAGACGGAGGUGGGCGUUACUGCCAGUCAGGAGUAGUUCUGACUUUGGAGGAUGUGAAUGACAAUCCACCUGUAUUUUCUUCAGAUCAUUAUACUGAAUCUGUAUACGAGAACACAGUAAUUAAAGUUCUGCUGACAAAGGUCGAAGCAACAGAUCCAGAUAUAGGUCCAAACAGGAAUGUGGAAUACACUCUUGUUGACUCUGCUGAUGGAUUUUUUUCAAUUGAUAAAUAUUCUGGAAUCAUUAGCCUGGAAAAGGCACUGGAUAGGGAACAGCAGGCAUUGUACAACCUCACUGUCAGAGCCACAGACCAGGGAGAGACAUGGAAACUCUCAACUUUUGCCACAGUCACGAUAAUUGUAUUGGACAUCAAUGACAAUCCACCGGUUUUUGGAAGACGAGAUUAUCUCACCACAGUACCUGAAGAUGUACCACGGGGUACUGAAGUUCUGACCGUCUAUGCAGCCAGCAAAGACAUUGGUGCAAAUGCAGAAAUUACUUACAGUAUUAGAUCUGGUAAUGAACAUGGUAAAUUCAGAAUUGAUCCUCAGGAAGGAAUUAUUUCUGUAAUUGAACCUCUUGAUUAUGAAACUUGUAAGAAUUACUACCUCACAGUUGAAGCCAGAGAUGGAGGCUCUCCUUCGCUGAGCACAGUAACUACCGUCAAUGUCAAUGUAACAGAUGUAAACGAUAACCCACCAGAAUUUAGCAGGGAUAUAUACAAUUCAGUUAUCAGUGAAGAUGCACCCAUUGGAGAUUCUGUUGCUUUGGUGCUGGCAGAAGAUUGGGACAGCCAAGCUAAUGCACAGAUUCAUUUCUCCAUUGUGAAUGGAGAUCUGGGUAAAUACUUCAGCAUCAAUCCGGUCACAGGCUUAAUCAAAAUCAAAGAACAACUUGAUAGAGAAAAAGUGUCUGGCUAUUCACUAAUUGUGCAAGCUGAAGACAGUGGAAUGCCACCCAUGUCAUCUACAGUUACUGUGAAUAUUGAUGUCUCGGAUAUUAAUGAUAACCCCCCUGAAUUUAUCCCUGCAAACUAUUCAGCUGUCAUUCAGGAAAAUAAACCUGUGGGGACCAGUAUUCUGAAACUUUCUGUGACAGACAAGGAUUCUACACACAAUGGCCCUCCGUUCACACUUAGUAUUCUUGCUGGGAAUGAUGGGAAGGAAUUUGUUUUAGACCAGGAAGGAGUUCUGAGAUCAGCAACUGUUUUUAAUCAGAAGGAUACCACAGAAUACCAUCUACAUGUGAAGGCUCAAGAUUCUGGCAAACCACCAUUGACUUCAUCCACCUAUGUACUUGUUCGAGUGAUUGAAGAAAGCAUUCACAAACCAACUGCUAUUCCACUUGAGAUUUUUAUUUCUACAAUGGAGGACGAAUUCUCAGGAGGCGUGAUUGGAAAAAUCCAUGCCACCGAUCAAGAUAUGUAUGAUGUUCUUAGCUACAGUUUCAGGUCAGAUCAAAGAAGUCUGUUCAAUAUAAAUAACCAAGAUGGGAAGAUUAUUGCACUUGGGGGACUGGAUAGUGGCAAGUAUAUUUUAAAUGUGUCUGUCAGUGAUGGGCGCUUCACUGUCCCUGUUGAUGUGGUGGUUCAUGUUGAGCAGGUGACUGAAGAAAUGCUGAACAAUGCCAUCACUAUUCAGUUUGAAAACAUCUCUCCUGAAGAUUUUAUUGAACUUCAUCUCCAUGGAUUUAGGCGGAGCCUUCGGAACAUAUUUGCAGCCCAAAAGCAAGACACUAUUCAUAUUAUUAGUAUUCAGCCAGUCUCAGGCACACAGAAGCUUGAGAUUUUAUUGGCAGUACAGAUAUACAGAAGUGGAUUCUAUAAAACUGCUUAUUUAAUUCAAAAGCUCACCAACGCAAAGAGGGAAUUUGAGAAUGGCCUUCUCAUUUCCUCUAUCAUGGACAAGAGUUGCCCUGCAGAAGAUUGCCAAGAGCGCAACUGUGAGCCAAUAGUUUCUGCAGAACCACAGUCCACUAUGGCCUACAGUACUGCACGGAUCAGCUUUGUUUCCCCUCGUUACUAUAAAAGUCUAACAUGUGCUUGCAAUGGUAAACUCUGCCCUGUGGUUUCUGAUGUUUGCCAAGAUAAGCCUUGCCCAAGUGACAUGCACUGCGUUGGAGGCAAUGAAGGCCGUGGACCAUAUGUCUGUCAGUGUCCACCUGGGAACCUGGGAGAAUGUUCAGGUCAUGCGUCCCUGAGUUUUGCUGGAAACAGCUAUAUUAAAUAUCGGGUGGCUGAAAACAGCAAAAGACAUGAACUGAAAUUAGGAUUGCAUUUGAGAACACUGCAGAGUAAUGGAGUCAUUAUGUAUGCUGAAGGGGAAUACUGUGUCAUUUUGAAGAUUGUGGAUGGAAAGCUCUGGUUCCAGUUGGACUGCGGCAAUGGGCCUGGCAUUAUAGGCAUUUCCGGCAGAGCAGUUAAUGAUGGGAAUUGGCACACUGUCUUUUUGGAUCUCAACAAGAAUUUCACGAGCCUUGCACUGGAUGACAGCUAUGUAGAGCGCCGGAGAGCUCCUUUCCACUUUCACUUCCUCAGUAUCGACAGCUCCAUCUACUUUGGUGCCCAGGUGCCAGCUGCUCGUAGCUUGUCAAGCCAGAAAAAGACACAAGUUUUGGGUGGAUUUCAGGGAUGCCUAGACUCGGUUGUCCUUAAUGACAAUGAGUUGCCACUGCAAAACAAACGCAGCCACUUUGCUGAAGUGGCAGAACUGACAGAAUUGAAGCUCGGCUGUGUCUUGUAUCCUGACACCUGUGCCAGAGGGCCAUGCCAGAAUGGAGGGAGUUGUGUUAGCCUACCAUCUGGUGGUUAUCAGUGCAACUGCCUAUCACAGUUUACAGGGAAUCGAUGUGAAACGGAAGUCACGGCUUGUUACCCAAACCCCUGUCAGAAUGGGGGCUCCUGCAAUCCGAUAGGCAAUGAUUUUAUCUGCCGCUGCACGGAAGGGUUUGUUGGUCUGAUGUGUGAAGAAGACAUUGAUGAAUGUGAUAUAGAGGAAUGUCAAAAUGGAGGAACAUGCUUAAAUACAUUGGGCUCAUUUCAGUGCAAUUGUACUUCAGGAUUCAUGGGCUUCUACUGUGAUCUUAGGCCUAUGGUCGUGCCCAAUAUACAACCUGGACAUCCCUAUAUUGGAAAGGAGGAACUCAUUGGAAUAACCAUUGUGUUAUUAGUUCUCAUGUUACUGGUAGUACUUUUUGCAAUUUUCCGAAAGAAAGUCUUCAGGAAGCAUACACGAAACAAUGUUACCCUUGUACAGGACCCUGCAACGGCAGCACUACUUAAUAAGCCUAAUGGUAUGCAGUUCAAAGUUAUUAGGAAUAAUGGUGAUAGCCGUAAGAUCUAUCAGGAAACUGGUGGUCCUCCUCAAGUGCCAGUCAGACCUAUGGCUUAUACUCCAUAUUUCCAUAGUAACUCAAGGAACAAUUUAGACAAAAUGGAUGGAAUGGGGAUAGAACACCAGGAAAUGAGCACUUUCCACCCUGAUUCUCCUCGACUACUGACUACACGUAGAGGUGUUGUUGUGUGCAGUGUCGCCCCAAAUCUUCCAUCGGUUACUCGAUCUGUCUCUGACUGUGAUUCGUUGAGAAAGAACACGUGGGAUACAGAGAGAGAUGGAAAGACAGACAUUGUUGAGGAUGCUGCAGGCUUCACAGCGAGUACAAAAGGCAGCAGUUCUGAAGUCCAGUCCCUCAAUUCCUUCCAGUCUGAUUCAUGCGACGAUAAUGCUUCUGUAGUGACUGUUAUACGCCUGGUUAAUGAUGAUGCAGUUGACGCAAUUGAGAAUGAAGCAUAUCAUUGGGAUACUUCGGAUUGGAUGCCAAGCACUCGACUACCUAAUAUUCAAGAAGUACCACAUUAUGAAGUAGCCGAUGCUGCACCUGUGCAUCAUGAGAAUGUGACAGCGCUCGAUACAGACUACUACCUCGGUGGAUAUGACAUAGACAAUGAUUACCCACCUCCUCAAGAUGAGGAAUUCCUGAGUCAGGACCAACUUCCUCCUCCCCUCCCAGAGGAUUACCAGGAUCAAUAUGAGAUCCUGCAACCACACAAUACCACAUCAGCAACAAAUACCUUGACCUCCAAUGGCCGGAGAAGACCACACUUCCAUCCCAGCCAGUAUCUUCCACCUCACCAGUUGCCAGCAGAUGGCGAGACUGGUGGUGCCCAAGGUGGGAGAGACUAUUGUGCAUUUCGUGCAGGUUCAAACAAAGACUUGGAGAAAGUCAUCAUUGACAAUAUGACCAUUCCAAUGCACACAACAACAAAUGCAUCAUCAUCAGAUAUGUCAACGAGUUGUGGCUUCGAUGAUUCUGAAAUAGUGAUGAGUGACUAUGAAAGUGGCGAUGAAGUCAAUUUUAAUAAUCAUAUCUCUUUUGUAGAAUCUCAGUACCAGACACAGGUAUGAUGACGCCUUCAAAAUCUACAAGGAAUUGAAACCAGUCAAGAGACACCGAUAAUAAAGUGGUGUAGUGCCAGGAAAGUAAAGACCAUUUCAUGGAAUAUUUACUGUACAACCGGAAGAAAUGAUGGACACAAAGAGCAGAAUGGGUUAUUUCUGCCCAGUUGGGUACUAAGUUUCAUUGUUGUAUGUCCAGAGCAUACUCUUUCUAAAAUGGCUCAAAAUAAUUGUUUUUUAUUUAAUAAAUCUGCCAAUGGUUUGGUUUUGAGCCAAUUUCACAUUGGAGCUAAAAGUGCAGAAAGAUAUUGCCAUUAACAAUGGAAUUCUAGGUAUCAUCCAUAUGGAAAUAAAUUUGAUAAUGUAGGAAAAAUGACCAUCUGGUAGAAUAAAAUUUUAAUCACUUAAUUACAGAUCAUAUUGAUAAUUCCAAAAUGUAAGCAAUUAAGUAAAUAGUAAUGGCACUUUCUUAAAAUUAUGACGAAGUAAACCAUUGAGUAGUCAACUGUAGUAACUGUGUGGGCAGAACUUCUAAAGAACUGCAGUACUUGUUUACCAGUCCACCUUGCACUCUUUCAGUUCAUGGAAUGUAUGUUUGCAGUCCUAAAUUAAGCGACUGAUAGUGAUAAGUUAAGGUAAUGUAGAAAAACAAAGCAUUUGCCAAUAUAAAAAGUAAUAUCCUACCUAAAAUACCUAGCCAAAAUCCAACUUGCCUCUACCCUAUGUUCCAAAAUGUUCUAAUUGCCACAACAUUUUGUACCGUGUUUUUUUCUAUAUCAAAGCACAUAGAAUUUAGCUUGAAUUAACUGGCAAAGAAAGUGCAGUCACAGUUAAAUUUUAAAACAGUCAUGAACACUGGAGCAGGAGUUUUUAUAACUAUAAAUGAGUAAGUAAAAUUGCACUGCAAACUGAUGUAAUUUGGAAUAAAUGUGUUUUUUUAAUGAUCUGGUCUAAGGACCUAUUUGAAAAGCUCAUGUCUUAUGACCAUGAGGUAGGUACAGCUUGAGGUGCAUUGGUUUAUUGAGAGGAACACAGAGGAACAUCUCUAAAAUUAAAUGAAAGUCGUUUUCAGACUUUAGUUCUUGUCAAGUCUAGCUGUUAUUGGACAACAUCUUCACAGCUAUAGCUGUAUAAUCUUUAGAGUACUCCUGAUAAAUCUACAAUAUACAAAUUAACACUUUCAAAGGCAUAGAUGUGGUAAGUUUUAAUGAAUGUAUUGCAAUGGAAAAUUAUUUUAAUCAACCUACAUUCAGCAAAGCUGCUUUUUGCAAUAUAAUAAUGGAAAUUAAAUCUUUUUAUGGCCUGUUGAGUCAGAAAAUUAUUCAUCAUUAAGUACUGCCAAUACUAAAACAGUGUUACCAGUCUGAUUAAGUUCUUCUAAAUGCAGAGUAAAGACUCAGCCUAUAGGUUUACUCCUGGAUAUUUGCACAUGCAGUACUUAGAUUGAAAUGUCAAGUAAAUCAUAUAAUUUGAAGGUCAGCCAUCUCCUAUGGUGUUGGAGAUCAUGGCUGAAGUAAGUUUGGUUUAACUCACUAUUUCCUCAGUUACGUGUACCAACAAACCUGCUUUGUUACCAUUCAUAGCUGGAACAAAAUAUGAAGAAAAUAUAUUUUUUCAUGCACCUUUAGAGUCCGUUCCAUGUAUUCACAAAGCUACAAUGCCACUGAAAUGUGGGUCUAUUUGGACUCUAAUUUGUUUAUUUGUAUGUAAAUUAUCUUACAGCAGCUGUGGAUCGUUGGCACUGCAUUUUAGAAAGUCAUGAAAUUUGAUAUGCCUCAAAAUUUCUAAGCUUUUUGUAGUAUUGUAUUAAACUGUUGUCAUGUUGUGUAUUAUUUUCUACUUGCUGUUAACAAGCUUUGUAAAGAUGCAAGUUUAUGUGCUUAAAACGUUUGUAUAAAGUGUAUAUAGGUAUAGAUUGGGAUGUCCAAAUUUUGCAAGCUUUUGUAGAUAUUUAAUGUGUUCUGAGAUGCCUUGAUUUUUUUGCUGAUAAAAGUGAAAUAUCACUCCAAAGCAGAGACUGAUUAGUAUUGAUGAACUGUUUUUAAAGAGAAAGGAUUGUAAAUUGAUCAACAAAAUCCACACUGCUCAUUUUAAUAACAUAAAUCCUACUUUUAUCAUUGCCGGAGCUUUUCAGUACGGUGAAAUCAGAACAGGCAGCUGUGUAACUCUUCGGAAGGAAUUCAGCUAAUCUUUUCAUGUAUUUUGUGGUCACAAGAGGCAAAAUGCUAAGGAUUGUGUCUUGAAUUGUUAUUUUGAAUGUGCUAAGACUUUGACAAAACAUGGCGAAUUAGUGCAAAAGGAUAAGAUUGUUUUGUAAGUGUCACUAAAGGAAUUCAGAUGCCAUCAGAACUUGGAUCUAUUUCAAUGAUCUGCUGUGUAAUAGGUGUUGUUGGCAGUAUUAAAGACUGUAGUAUUUUAUGAUUCAUUUGUGUAUUGUACAGAUUGAUUUUUAACUGCCACUACAUUUCUUAUGUUUAUGUAACAAUAAAAUAUGUUUUUAAUUAGUUAUUGAGUUUUCCACAAAAGUGACUCACUUGUCUGCAGCCCUUAAUGUGUUUGAGCAAAACAUCUUCCUUCAGCACCUCUCCAAUUCGUUGGGCCUUUCACACCUGGAUUCAUCCACACCUGUUCAGUCAUAACCAUGCAAUUACAGGCAAUCACUUUUCUUCCAACUGUUUCACCA